This is a messenger RNA of Portunus trituberculatus (swimming crab), 1724 nucleotides long. Its product is annotated as putative inorganic phosphate cotransporter. NCBI's taxonomy places the organism in Eukaryota, Metazoa, Arthropoda, Malacostraca, Decapoda, Portunidae. Gene Ontology annotation, biological process: monoatomic anion transport; transmembrane transport. Gene Ontology annotation, molecular function: transmembrane transporter activity. The transcript has 10 exons. Bases 137 to 1708 code for a protein of 523 amino acids. The record is from RefSeq and is a predicted model, not a curated record.
GUUCACAGCUUUUCCUCUCCCGUUCUCUCGCUCUCUGUCUCACUCUGCAUCCUUGCCCCGUCUAGCCUAGCCAUUCCCGCCUCACCACUCCAGCCUAGCCACUCUCAGUUAUCUUGUGUCAGGUGGUGAAGUUCUGAUGACGCUCGCUGAGAACCCAACCCUCUCUGUGGCAAUGCUCCCUCCAGACAUCAGCCACAGCAAGACACAUAGAAAAGAGAAAGAGACAGAGGCAGGCGCGGGGAGAGGACCAUGUUGGGGCGCCAGACACGGCGUGGCGCUCCUGACACUGUUUGGCAUCAUUCUGGACUUCAUGAUACAGACGAUACUGGCAGUGACGAUCGUGGCCAUGGUGGGGCGGCGCAGCGUGGGCCAGCAGGAGGAGAUGGAGACGUGUGCUGCCCCAGACGCCCAGAACACAACUAAAGUCAUGGAGCCUGGGGAGUUUGACUGGGACGAGAAGACACAGGGCUUGCUUCAGGGCGCCUUAAACUUCGGGUGUGCCAUGGUGUCCUUACCCAGCGGCCGCGUGGUGGAGAUGUACGGCGGGAAGCGAAUGUUUGGCUUAAUGGUGACCUCCGCCAGCGCUUUGUCUCUGCUGUCGCCCGCCGCUGCCCGCACGUCCAUCUGGCUCCUUGUAGUGGUCAGAGUGGCGCAGGGCGUGUCUGUGGGUGGUUUACUGCCAGCCGUCAACACUGUCAUCGUUUUGUGGUUCCCUCCUGAAGAGAGAGCGAUGUUCAUGGCCAUUACUCUGACAGGAAUUAACAUCGGUACAGUUCUGUGCAUGACUAUGGCGGGAUGGCUGUGUGGGCUGGACUGGCUGGGAGGGUGGCCGGCGCCCUUCUACGUGGUGGGCGCCGCUGGGCUGGUGUGGGGUGUGCUGUGGUUCGGCCUCACUCACCGCUCGCCCGAGGAACACCCGCGGAUAAGCAAGGAAGAGCUGCACUACAUACUAGGAGGCGGGAAGCGAGCCAGAAAAGACCAGACGAGGAGGUUCCCUUGGGGUCAGUUCCUCCGCUGCCCGCUGGUGUGGGUGCAGGCGUUCACUUGUAUGGGGGAGGUGUUCAGCUUCUACAUUAUCUACACUAUGAUGCCAACCUACCUCGCUAAUGUCCAGCGGUUCGACCUCAGAAACGCCGGAGUGAUGGCUGCGCUGCCCUAUCUGCUGGCCUGCCCCGUCAGUGUGUGCUGGGGUCUGCUGGUGGGCUGCUUCACCGUGUCCAGUUCCCUCACCAAGAAACAGAUUAAACAGCUUUCGACUGUCGUGGGUUUCUACGUACCCUCACUGUGUAUGGUGGGGAUCUGCUUGGCGGGGUGCAGGAAGGAGGUGGUGGUGGCGCUGCUUAUCCUGAGUGUCUGUGCUGGCUCCUGCAACUUCACCGGGAUCUUCACCACCUACCAGGACUUGUGCCCAACAUUCUGCUCUACCUUCAAUGGCUUUGUGGGAAUGCUGACCUCCGUUACUGGGAUGGCCGGCCCCGCACUCACUGGACUAAUGAUAAAUGACGCGCAAACCCUCGGAGCGUGGCGGAAUGUCUUCAUCACCACUGCAGUCAUUUACUUCGUCAGCUGCACCCUGUACCUCGCUGUCACGCCGGUACGACAGCAGGAAUGGGACAACCCUACACCCACUGCCGCUACUAAGUCUUCCUGCUCCCCAAAUCCCCUCCUGGAACCCCGCGCCGGUCAAGAAGAGCCAGUGGAGUGUUAGGAGUGUGUUGUUUGGG